Messenger RNA from Perca flavescens (yellow perch), 2309 nucleotides. RefSeq names its product Tnf receptor-associated factor 2b (gene traf2b). Gene Ontology annotation, molecular function: zinc ion binding; ubiquitin-protein transferase activity; tumor necrosis factor receptor binding. The record is from RefSeq and is a predicted model, not a curated record. Gene Ontology annotation, biological process: regulation of JNK cascade; positive regulation of canonical NF-kappaB signal transduction; protein autoubiquitination. Lineage: Eukaryota; Metazoa; Chordata; Actinopteri; Perciformes; Percidae. Gene Ontology annotation, cellular component: plasma membrane signaling receptor complex; cytoplasmic side of plasma membrane. The transcript has 11 exons. The coding region runs from base 325 to 1887 and encodes 520 amino acids.
UAGAUCAUUCGCAAAACCUAUAGUAAUACGUUAGUGAAACAUCGCGUAACUAUAGCAUUUGGCUGAAGUUGUGUAAGUUAGCUAACGUUACUCAUACAAACCAAGUUGAAGUGCAAGUUAAAUGUUUAGCUAGGGCCUAGCUACACAAAUGCAAAACAUAAGUCCAGAUGUCUAUUGUAGAGGACUACCCACGCACGAGAGUGGCGUUCAGCAAUGACGUGGAUUAGUAGGGUGUAACUAACUUAAAUACUUGGUGUUGUGUCGGUUGCGUUUAUAAGGUGAACAAGCAGACUCUGGGCUAUAGCGCCAGAUUGAUGGAGAAGAAUGGCCCGAAUCUCGUUGGAAUGCACCAACUCUUUACCAGGGAUCCCCCUCAGUGUGCUGUCAGUGCCUAUGGAGAAUAAGUACAAAUGUCAGCAGUGUCUCCAGGUCCUGAGGAAGCCUGUCCAGGCUCAGUGCGGCCACCGCUUCUGUGUACACUGCUUCAAGCAGCUCACCAGUUCUGGGCCAAAGCCUUGUGAAGCCUGCCGCCAAGAGGAGAUAUAUGAGGAACCUAUUUCCAUCCUAAAUAGUAAUGAGGCAUUUCCAGACAAUGCAGCCGGCCGAGAAAUAGCAAGUCUGCCUGCCAGGUGUUUGAACCAGGGCUGUGAUUGGACAGGCUCAAUAAAAGAGUAUGAGGCUCAACAUGAAGGUCGUUGUGAAUUUGAGCGGAUACAGUGUGAGGCCUGCCAAAUCUCAAUCCUUCGUACAGACAAGGACAGACAUAAUGAGAGAGAAUGUGAAGCAAGAACGCUCAACUGCAAAUACUGCAAAAUGACCUUCAACUUUAAAGACAUCAAGGCCCAUGAUGAGAUCUGUCUGAAGUUCCCCUUACAAUGCAAGGACUGUGGCAAGAAAAAAAUCCCAAGAGAAAAGUUCAAUGACCACAACAAAUCCUGCGCCAAGUCAAAGAGUGCCUGUCCGUUCAGUGAUGUGGGCUGUAAAUCUGUGAUAGAUAAUGGGAAGCUCGCUGACCAUGAGCACAGCAGCACCAUGGAGCACUUGCGUCUGCUGCUGCCCAUGGUGCUGUCCAUGGCUCGGACGCGUGCCGAUGCUGCUGCUCACGGAGAGUGGCAGGAGGACUCUGGCCUGGGCCUGUACAGGGCUCCUGAGGAGGGGGUCACUAUGGGCUCUGGAGCUGCAGCCUCCAUGCAGUCUGUGGACGUGGACAAAAAGGUGAACGCUUUAGAAAACAUUGUGUGUGUCCUAAACCGAGAGGUGGAGCGCAGUUCAGUUACGUUGGAGGCUUUCUCACAUCAGCAUCGUUUAGACCAGGAAAAAAUUGAAAACCUCUCCAACAAAGUGCGUCAGCUAGAGCGGACAGUCACCAUGAGAGACUUGCAGCUGUCUGAAACCGAACAGCUGUUGCGAGAGCUCCAGUUUUGCACCUACGACGGGAUAUUUGUGUGGAAAAUCUCAGACUUCUCACGCCGCAGACAGGAUGCUGUGGCCGGUCGAACACCUGCAAUGUUCUCACCAGCAUUUUACUCCAGCAAAUAUGGCUACAAAAUGUGUCUGAGGCUUUAUUUGAACGGCGAUGGGACGGGCAGAGGAACGCACCUUUCGCUGUUCUUUGUCGUCAUGAGGGGAAAGUGCGACGCUCUGCUCAAAUGGCCAUUCAGUCAGAAGGUGACUCUAAUGCUCUUGGAUCAGAACAACAGGGAGCACAUCAUCGAUGCUUUCCGCCCCGAUGUCACCUCCACCUCCUUUCAGCGGCCGAUCAGUGAGAUGAACAUCGCCAGUGGCUGCCCGCUCUUCUGCCCGCUGGCUAAACUGGCUGGCAAGAGCCCCUAUCUGAGAGAUGAUACCAUUUUCAUCAAAGCCAUCGUAGACCUCACAGGCUUGUAACUGGGGAAGCUGUGGAAGCUACACCAAAGCAUUUAUAAAAACAAACAAAUAAUUAUUCAUUAUAAUAAUAAUAAUAAUAUAUCUAUAUGAUAUUAUGGUAAUAUCUAUGAUAAUAUAUGAUAUACUAUGUGGCUAUGAUAUUACACAAUAUCAUAUCUACACUAUACAUGUAAUAAUGUGUCACAUUAUGACUGAUGUACAAGGGUGUGUAAAAUAACAAUCAUGGUAGUGGAUCUGUAAUGGUUAUAGGCAUCUAUCUUUAGUGAAGCAAUUACACUGAUUUACCUGUGCUUUAUAGAAGUUAAUAAUCAAUUAUUGUUAAUGUCUUGUAUAUUUAAGACUUUUGGCAGUACUUAGAUCACAUAAAAAGUUAGUAUUUCGGUAUGAAGCUGUAAGCAGGCAUUAAAACAGUUUUGAAUUUA